Austrofundulus limnaeus is the source of this 1728-nucleotide messenger RNA. It is a transcript of the gene atpaf2, whose product is annotated as ATP synthase mitochondrial F1 complex assembly factor 2. The record is from RefSeq and is a predicted model, not a curated record. Lineage: Eukaryota; Metazoa; Chordata; Actinopteri; Cyprinodontiformes; Rivulidae. The transcript has 8 exons. The coding region runs from base 218 to 1063 and encodes 281 amino acids. Gene Ontology annotation, cellular component: mitochondrion. Gene Ontology annotation, biological process: mitochondrial proton-transporting ATP synthase complex assembly.
ACGCGUGCUUUUGAACUCACGAGCUUCUCCUGUGUACUACUAGAUGAAAAGGAAGGGAGACAAAAAGCAAAAACAAGUACAGCGACUUUCAGUAGUUGCAGCUUCUAAACAAAGAGCACGUUUUAAAAUGCUGCGCCUUUUUCAGUAAAUAUCGGUUACAAACAGAAACCCUAAACAGCUUCAAUUAAGGCUUCAUCUUCAUCUAUUUUGCGCUAUCAUGUUUACUACAAGUAUUAGACUUCGGAGUGCUAUUUCACUUUUUAAAGUGUGCCCGAAGCGAAAGAACACCGGGUCUCUGAUGAAAUAUUCCACCGCCUCAUCAGAGAGGAAGAGGUUUUAUCAAGAUGUCAGCGUAUCCCAAGGAGAGGGUGGUUUGUAUGAGAUAAACCUGGACCGCAGGAAACUGAAAACUCCAGGUGGGAAGCUGUUCUCAGUGCCCAAUGAAGCCCUGGCUAUCGCCGUGGCAACAGAGUGGGAUGCUCAAAGGGAUUCACUCAAGUUCUACACGAUGCAUAUGACCACCCUGUGCAACACGGCUCUGGAUAAUCCCACUCAGCGCAACAAGGACGAAAUGAUUAAUGCUGCUCUGAAGUUUCUGGAAACAGACACGAUUUGUUACAGAGUAGAGGAACCUCCUGGUUUGGUCGAGCUCCAGAAGAAUGAGUGGGACCCUGUGCUGCACUGGAUUGAAAAGAGAUACAACGUCACUAUUGGGUCUUCAUCCAGCAUUUUGGGUCCUGACAUUCCAGAGGCAACCAAAGACACAUUCAGGCAGCAUCUCAGUUCAUAUAACCUCUGGUCCCUGACAGGACUCGAGUAUGUGAUCACCCAGCUGAAGUCCGUGGUGCUGUCACUGGGGAUGAUCGACAGACAUCUGAGCGUGGAGCAGGCUGUGCUGCUGUCCAGGCUGGAGGAGGAGUACCAGAUUCAACGUUGGGGUAACGUGGAAUGGGCCCAUGACUACGACAUGUAUGAGCUGAGGGCACGGACCGCAGCUGGAGCUCUUUUUGUUCAGCUCUCAUCUGAGAGUUCAACCGUCAAACGUAAACUCAUGCAAGACUGAGGAGGAGCAGGACCAGCAGAAAGAAAUAAAAAAAAACUGUUUUGAAAACACAAAGUAAAUUUGCUGUAAUACCCCCAAACUCUCAUAGGUGCAGGAAUAUGUCUUUAGUCACAUUCAGCACCACAUAUCCAGACUGUUCCUUUUAUCUUCUGUCAGUCAKCUGUUGUGGAGUCAUCUCUCAUUUUGCUGCUGUGACACUUCGGACUCAGGCACAAGGCUUAAACAGAGUGAUUGUAUAUUCAUUUCAUGAUGCUUUUUCUGUGUGUCCCAUCUGUGCCAGCCCACAUUAAUUAUGCUGUGGGUUUGAUUUUGUAGAGGGACUCAGCUUGUGAAAACUGGUUAUGGAGUCAGAUUGUUUUUUUUCUUUAAAUAAYCCAUCUUUGUCACUUUAUUACUGACUAGUGAAGAGAUGGAGARACUGAAGGAGGUUUAGAUUCAUUUACUGUAGGCUUAUCUGUAUAUUUUCUUUUGCACAAGGUCAGUUGYAGUAAAGAAGCAGACUUCUUUAUUAUCUUGUAUUUAUCAACAUGCAAAGAGCAAAUAGUGCUGACAUGGAUCAGAACUACAAAAGAAUACUUAUCUGUAAAUGUUAUUUGCUGUUUGAAUUGGUUUAAAGCAAAAUUAUGUUUAUUAUUGGCAAAUAAAUGUAAGCAAAAAUGUUUAUA